AUGAAGUUUAUUUUAUAUUUUGUUCGUUCUGGUGGGUUUCACCAUCAUUUGAUAUAUGGUUUCCCACGUAGCAUAAAACCAUACUCUACUAUAUCUUCCUGUUUUUAUUCGGUUUUACCCCAAGAAUUUGUAGAUAAUACUUUUAAAUCCCAUAAAGUACAUACUAAAGGGUUUGCACCUAGUUUGUUUGUCUAUAACUCUGCACCACCGUAUGGAGGAGAAACUGCUGCAGCGAAUACCUCUGCCGAGUCUUGGCUAAGUGACUCAGGGACUACUUCGCCUAUAUCAAAACAGUGUAAUUUCAUGAAUCAAUCUAGUUCCUCUCCUUCCUACACAUUAUUAAAAGAAAACAUUAAAAAAACCUUUCUGACAAAUAACUCUUUAAAAAAUGGAUAUGGAUACAUGUUAAUUAAUAAUCACGUAGGAUGCAAAAACGACAAAACAUUGUUAAUGUCUUCACUGAAGAAGCAGUUCAUUUCAAUGCCACCAUCAUCCUCUUUAAUAGUGUCGCGAUGCAAAAGAACAUUUUUUGUAACGCGUCGAUUAUAUUCGACCGCGGAAAAUAUCGAGAUGUUUCCAAAAAAACGUCCCACCAAAGCGGAACUGCUUGCAAAUUCUAAUGGUUUUUUUGAUCGUUUAAUGAUUCGGAUUAAGCUUCUGUUAAUGAGACAAGUUCGCCCUUUUACAAUGGAAGACAUUAUGGCUUUGUUUUCUUGGGUGUUUGUUGGUAAUACAUUGUUUAUAGUGAUCGGGACUACGACAUUUGUUAGUCUUAUAUUGGCAGCAGCUAAUACACUUCGAUUUCAGGAAUUCAUUGCGAGACGGAUCGGAAAUUAUCUUACCAGAGAGACCGGAAUUACGGUAAUAUUUGAGUCUGCCAUUGUGCCGCAUUGGAGAGACGGCAAAAUCAGAUUAAAGAAUGUUUCUGUGAAAAGGCUUCCAUACAAAGAUUAUCAACUUCCGAGUCGCAUCGCAUUUGCAGAAUCGAAUAAAGAGAUUGAUACAACCUUGUCAAUGUUUGACUUGACUAUUGAAAUGAUUGAUGUUGAAUUAUCUUUCAUGAGAUGGCUGGAUGGCAAAGGAUUAGUAAAAAAUGCAACGAUGAAGGGUAUCCGCGGAGUGAUAGAUCGUAGUGAUGUCCACUGGGAUCCAUCUAUUCCUUAUAAUCCAUCAGAAUGGCGCCGAAAGCCACAGAAUGGAGAUUUCGAACUUGAAUCACUUCUAGUAGAAGAUUUAUUAAUCACUGUUUAUCAACCAGAAGGCUUUCGUCCAUACAAUGUUUCUAUCUUCACGGCUGAUCUUCGACAAUUUCGAAAACAAUGGCUCUUGUACGAUAUUUUAAGCGCAGAAAAUAUUGUUGGAAUGUUUGAUAAUUGCUUGUUUAGUGUGCAUCGGCCACAAAUGCAAAAGACUACCACCAAUCAAGAUUUGAGAGCGGCCAAUAUUAAGAAAAAGUCUUCAUUUCGAGUCGAUGGCUUAAAUAUUGAUCAUCUCAAUACUGGAGUCACUGGUCCUUUUGGUUGGAUUACAUCCGGUACAGUAGAUAUCCGUGCGGACGUGAUGUUUCCGAUUGAACCCAAUAAUGAUCCCAUUGUCAAAAUAGUCAAUGAUAUUGUGGACAAAAUCGAUAAUGUGGUAGUUCAACAACGCGCAUUUUCAUUCAUACGCAAUCACGGCGUUAAUAUUGAAUGUGAGCCUCAUAGUAAGGAUAAUUAUGACUCAUUAUCUCAACCAUCAGCGCCUGUUCUUACAUUGUCUUUUGAGAUGAAGUUUCAUGAUAUCAAAGCUAGCGUGCCAUUAAUGACUCCAGAUUUAUCCUAUAUGAACGCUGCAUUGAUAAGAUCAAUAGUCGCUUACAUGAAUAACAACAAAACAGUUAUAACGAUACAGGGUUUAAUCGUAAAACCAUUGAGCGACUUUGAUGGAUCGUGGACUUUGUAUGACUGUAGCUUAGUCAAUGAUUUUUCAAUUGAGAUUGGUAAAGGUUUUGCUAAUCUUACAAUGAACGCGCAAAAACGUAAUCGACAACUGAAACGCGUUGGAUUGUGGGGAUUACAAUCAAUGACUAAAAAUAUCGCAAAUAUUUGGGAUUAUGCUACAGGACAUCGAGGUUUUUGGCACUAUGUGGGAAAUAUGCCUAUAUAA
Molecule: messenger RNA, 2145 nt
Organism: Ambispora gerdemannii
Lineage: Eukaryota; Fungi; Glomeromycota; Glomeromycetes; Archaeosporales; Ambisporaceae
Source: the annotation of a GenBank genome assembly